GAUCAUUAAUAAUGACCGAUCACUUUCUCGGGAAAAUAUUUUCUCCAUAGCCUUGCCUGGUGAGAAAAUCCCACUGAGCAAAAGAAUGGCAGCAUCAGGGGGAUUUGUGGAGGCAGACAAUGCAGAGGCCAUAAUCACAAGAAUUGAGCACAAAUCUCGAAAGAUAGAGAGUCUACUAAAGCAAUCUAAACCAGUUGAAGCUUUGAAAACUGCUCUCGAAGGCUCGCCUCCAAUGACCCGAGACGAACGUUGCAAGUCGGCAAAUUGGAUAGUGGUCCAUCGAGCUAUAAUGGCUAUAAAGGAUGUGGACGGGUUGCUUUCUUCUUUGGAUGCCGAGUACUAUGAUAUCCUCAUGAAGUACUUGUACAGAGGGUUGUCUACUGGAGAUCGUCCCACAUGCGAUCAGUGCCUUCGCAUCCAUGAAAAACUGACAGAGAGAGCUGGUUUGGGAUGCAUACUACGUUCCCUUGCCGACACCGUGAAUGCUGUUUAAUUUCCCCACACCUUCCAUAAAAAAAGAUGUCGUCAUUUAUUGUUAUCGUCUUGUAUAUGUAUGGCAAACUGCAGCUCACAAUGCCAUAUGUCUUAGCUGUAAGAACUUGCAGAAAACUUCAGUGUAAUAAAUUACAUCUUUGUUGUAAAA
Molecule: messenger RNA, 643 nt
Organism: Juglans microcarpa x Juglans regia
Lineage: Eukaryota; Viridiplantae; Streptophyta; Magnoliopsida; Fagales; Juglandaceae
Product: actin-related protein 2/3 complex subunit 5A
Exons: 4
Coding region: 86-493 (135 amino acids)
Biological process (GO): Arp2/3 complex-mediated actin nucleation; regulation of actin filament polymerization
Cellular component (GO): cytoplasm; actin cytoskeleton; Arp2/3 protein complex
Molecular function (GO): actin filament binding
Source: RefSeq, a predicted model, not a curated record